AGGCAGCAGCUUCCAAAGCUGUUAACUACAUAUAAGUACCCUGAAAAUCCAUUCAUAUAUGUUAAACAUAUACGAAAAAUAUAUAACUCGCGAACCCAGUUCGUUUCGUUUAUUCAACGAUCCUUUUUCCCAUAUAGUUAUCUGUUUCUCAACUAAAAAUAUAUCUUAUAAGUAGUGGUUAUAAAGCUCAUAAUCUCUAUAUUAUAUUAAAAUUUAAAGUAUAUCGUUAAGCAACACUUCAAAUAAGACUAGAAAUAUCAAAACUAGAAGUUAGCGAAAAUGUCAAAGCUAACUUUGGACGGCUUUUUUUCGUACUGCAAGCAAAUAGCUGAACAUAUCCAGUUGGGCGAGAGGAUGGCGUCCCUGUCCGGUCAGAGUACACCCAAGCUGACUUCGGCUGUCGGCAACUUGUACUACGACUCCAUCUUGCCGUACCGUGAAGACGCGAACGCGCAGACGCGGGAGUUCCUGGCGCGCGUCGUUGACGUCCUGCUGGAUUACGUGCAGCAGGUGAACGACAGGAAUGAGAAGAUCUUGGACUUCAAGAUGCCAGAAGAGAUGGAGAAGAUGCUGGACCUGCAGCUGCCAGAGAACCCGCUCCCGCUGAAGCAGCUGCUCGAGGACUGCAAGAUCACGCUCAAGAACCAGGUCAAGACAGGUCACCCGCACUUCUUCAACCAACUGUCGUGCGGGCUGGACAUCAUCUCUCUGGCGGGCGAAUGGUUGACCGCCGCAGCCAAUACCAACAUGUUCACUUAUGAGAUCGCCCCUGUCUUCAUCCUCAUGGAGAACGUCGUGCUCGAGAAGAUGCGUUCAAUGAUCGGCUGGAAGUGCGGCGACUCCAUACUGGCACCAGGGGGUUCGGUGUCGAACCUGUACGCGUUCCUGGCGGCGCGUCACCAUAAGUUCCCGCAGUACAAGGAAAAGGGUCUGUCCAGCAUCCCCGGACAUCUCGUCAUGUUCACCUCCGAUCAGUGUCACUACUCGGUGAAGUCGUGUGCGUCUGUGUGCGGUCUGGGCACCGACUACUGCGUGUGUGUGCCGUCGGAUGAGCGCGGUCGCAUGCUGCCCGCGGAGCUUGAGCGUCUCGUGCGCUACCACAAGGAUCGUGGCAACGUACCAUUCUUCGUAAAUGCGACAUCCGGGACGACUGUGCUUGGCGCUUUCGACCCCCUCAUCGAGAUUGCUGACAUCUGUCAGAAAUAUGACAUGUGGAUGCAUGUUGAUGCUGCUUGGGGAGGUGGACUGCUGUUCUCUAAGAAGUACCGUCAUCCUCGUCUUACUGGCAUUGAACGAGCAAACUCGGUGACCUGGAACCCACAUAAGCUGAUGGGCACACUCCUGCAGUGCUCCACCGUGCACUUCAGACAUGAGGGCAUCCUUCUGAGCUGCAAUGAAAUGGCGGCGGAGUAUCUGUUCAUGACGGACAAGAUCUACGACCCGCGCUAUGACACCGGUGACAAGGUCAUCCAGUGCGGCAGACAUAAUGACAUCUUCAAGCUUUGGCUGCAGUGGAGGGGCAAGGGUACCUCUGGUUUCGAGCGUCUCAUGGACCGUCUGAUGGAGCUGUCGGAGUACAUGGUGCGGCGCAUCCGCGAGCAACCCGACAAGUUCUACCUCAUCCUGGAGCCGGAGAUGGUGAACGUGUCCUUCUGGUACCUGCCCAAGCAGCUGCGCGGCCUCCCUCAUAACCGGGACAAGGAGAUCAAGCUAGGCAAGGUGUGCGCGAAGCUGAAGGGUCGCAUGAUGCAGUCGGGCACGCUGAUGGUGGGCUACCAGCCGGACGACAGACGUCCCAACUUCUUCCGCAACAUCAUCUCCUCCGCGGCCGUCACUGAGCGCGACGUCGACUUCCUGCUCGCUGAGAUGGACCGCCUCGGACAGGACAUCGUUGUCGAUUAGGCACAUCACUACAUUUAUUAUCUGUACCGUUUUUUGCUAUCGGUUUUUAAUCUAUGUUACUUUUAUUCUUUGAUUAUUUUGUCUAUGACUGUCAUCUUAUUCUCUUAACUUUUUUUAAACAAAACAGGCGGGAAAAGUAAAAUAUAUAUGGAUUAUUGCUUCUUCGUGUUAUAUCUAAUUAAAGUCGUGCAUUUAAAAUAAACGACUAUAGUUUUUUUAGACUAUAACAAUUCAUAAAUAAAAUUGUUACUAGAAUUGUUUGAGAUGCUCAAUCGUAUUUUCUCCUUGUACGAAUGUUAGACCCAUGAUAAUAUUAUUUAUCUAUUUUAUAAACUUUAGAACAUAUAUUAAUUAGAAAAUUUACACUGUUUAGCGAGAAUUUCAUAUUCUUAAUAAAGCAAUAUUUUCGAAUCUCAACGCGGUAUUUUCAUACUAGGCUUUACGUAGAUUUAUAACUUCAUCACUAUGUAACCUCUUUAAUCACUCAUGGUGUCCUAAAUCAUUAAUUUACGAUCACGUACUGUGCCUAAGUAUUACUCCCUUGUUAAAUUUCAUUUAUUUUGUUAAAUUGUUUUGUUAAAUAUUAUAAUUAAUUUAUAAAUGCCUAAUAUUGACUUAGUCAGUUGUCCGCAAGAGAGCAGCCGUCUAUUUAAUGUCUAUAUCUCGUUAUAUUUAUUGUCGUCUAACUGUGUAGACUUACAUUGAUUGUGAAAGUGUAUUUUCAAUUAACAUACAUUUUUCAAAGUUCAGCACAACACGUUUAAUAACGACUGAACUUUGUUAAACGUAUAUUUUGAAUGUUAUAAUCGUGUUUAAAUGUUAAUUAGAAAUAUCGUGAAUACUUUAAGUGAUGAUGAUGAUGGAA
Molecule: messenger RNA, 2767 nt
Organism: Papilio xuthus (Asian swallowtail)
Lineage: Eukaryota; Metazoa; Arthropoda; Insecta; Lepidoptera; Papilionidae
Gene: Gad1
Product: glutamate decarboxylase
Exons: 14
Coding region: 280-1902 (540 amino acids)
Biological process (GO): GABA biosynthetic process
Cellular component (GO): cytoplasm
Molecular function (GO): pyridoxal phosphate binding; glutamate decarboxylase activity
Source: RefSeq, a predicted model, not a curated record